Molecule: messenger RNA, 1229 nt
Organism: Arabidopsis arenosa
Lineage: Eukaryota; Viridiplantae; Streptophyta; Magnoliopsida; Brassicales; Brassicaceae
Source: the annotation of a GenBank genome assembly
GAUCCUUUUUGAUCUCCGACUUCAAAACCGAUCAAAUCGGCGAAUUUCACGUCAUGGCUACGGCUGUUGGAGGCGGAAGCGAUUUGGAGGUUGGAUUUGCGAAGCUUCAAGGUGAGGAUUUCGAGUACUAUAUGCAGUCAUACUCCAUUAUACUCGGCCGGAAUUCUAAGAAAGCGACCGUCGACGUGGAUCUCUCAUCUCUCGGCGGCGGGAUGAACAUUUCUCGCAACCACGCUCGGAUCUUCUAUGACUUCACUAGACGACGCUUCUCUCUCGAGGUCCUUGGCAAAAAUGGCUGCUUCGUUGAAGGUGUCCUCCAUCUCCCUGGGAAUCCUAACGUCAAGCUCGAUUCACAGGACCUUUUGCAGAUUGGUGACAAAGAGUUCUACUUCCUGCUUCCGGUUCGGAGUAUCCUAGGCGGGCCAUUGGGACCCAGGCACCACGUCUCAGGGCAAACUAGUGUUGUUCCGUACCAUAACUAUCAUUCGGGUCCUGGUUCCGGGUCAGGUAAGAAGGGCGUCCGGAGUAGAGAGUUGUAUGAGUACGAUGAUGAAGAUGAUGAUGACGACGACGAUGAGGAGGAUAUCAGGGGAAGUGGAAAGAAAACAAGGAGAGAUGGAUAUGAAGUAGUAUAUGCUUCCGGAGAGAAGAAGAGAUCAAAGGUAGAUCGUGAAGCUGAUGAUCAACAAUUUUUGCAACUGGAGGAGAAAGAUGUUGUAUCAUCUGUUGCCACUGUGCUUUCCGAUUUGUGUGGUCCGGGAGACUGGAUGCCCAUGGAAAAACUUCAUUCGGUGAUAUUAAAGGAGUAUGGAAACGUAUGGCAUCACAGUCGAGUAAGAAGAUACCUGACACAAGAAGACUGGGCUAUCCCUGAAGCAAAGGGUAAACCAUGGUACGGUUUGCUAAUGCUACUGAGAAAAUACCCGGAGCAUUUCGUCAUCAACACUAGAUCAAAGGGAAGAGUUACCCUUGAAUUCGUUUCCCUCGUUUCCCUACUCCCAUAAUCACCAAGAUGAUUAGGAUGAUUGUUAGUAGUAUAUCUUUAAUGUUUCCACGAAAUGAGUGUAGAAGUGGGGUUAGUGUUUUGACCUUGGUGACUCGUCGGAUUAUGCUUUUCUCUCUUUUCUUUGUCACGUUGUGUAUGUAGAAUGACAAUGACAUUGAUGAGUAAAAAAACACUCUCGGAUUUUAACUUUUUCUAUCUUUUCUAAUACAAGAGAUAGCAUAAG